AGCCUGCUAUAACUGUCUUUUUCUGGCGAUAAAGAGCAUUCGAAAAGGGUGUUGUAUAACAGAUCUCAUCUUUUUUACACUUUGCGUCUCUUCACACUACACAACACGUGGACAACGGUAUAUAAAUAGUCUCGAUUUUCCAAUUUUGUGUAUGUUCAAUUGAUCACUAUGUCGCAACAACAAACCUGUUCUACCUCAAUGAAGGAGAAAUUAUUUAACCUCGCCGUCAGCAAUGUAAUCUCGAAUGCCAUUAACAUUGGGAAUCGCCUAAACUUGUUCAAAACUUUGGCUGAUAUUUCCAGCGAAAAGGGGCCAGUGCUCCCGGAGCAACUUGCCGAAGCGGCAGGCUGCAAAGAGAGGUACAUUCGAGAAUGGUGUAAUUGCAUGGCCUGUGGGCAGAUUAUUGAAGUGAACGAGGAGGAGAAGUUUUGGAUCGCCGCCGAAAAUGUUCAGGAGCUCUCCAAUUCAAGCUUCGAAGCCGUGAUGAACGGAAUGAUGGCCACCUUGUUGGAGCCUCUCGACGAGCUCAUCGACUGCUUCAGGAAAGACGGGCCACUUGGCCUGGAGUACGCGCAAUUCACAAAAUUCCAAUAUUUCAUGGGAACUAUGAGCCAGGCACUUCAUGAGAAGCAUGUGGUAGCAGAUAUGCUUCCGGACAUCGGCAACGGAGUCGUCGAGAAGCUUGAAGCCGGCGGAGUACGAGUCCUGGACGUCGGGUGCGGCGGUGGAUUCCAUUCUUCGCUGCUCGCCGAGCAAUACCCAAAGUCGCAUUUUGUCGGGCUAGACAUUGGAGAAGAUGCCAUCCGGCAGGCGAAACAACGCAAGACUAAAUCAGGAGCGGCUUUCAACAAUCUCGAAUUUAUUGAAUGUGACGCCGGAAAAAUGCCAGAAAUCUGGACGGACUCCUUCGAUUUGGUGCUUAUUUUUGAUGCAUGCCACGAUCAGCGGAGACCAGAUUUGUGCGUCCAAGAAAUCCACCGAGUUCUCAAGCCAAGCGGGAUGUUCGCUAUGGUAGAGGUGCUCGGCUCCAGUAACGUAUACACCGAUAAAGCCGCCAUGGGCCCAUUGGCUGCAAUGAUGUACGGGUGCUCCAUGUUCCAUUGUCUCCCUGUCGGAAGUAACUGCCCAGAUGCUCUGUGUUAUGGUGCAAUGUGGGGGCAGAAACGUGCUACCGACCUGCUUAAAAAAUGCGGAUUCCCUGAUGUGAAGGUUAUUGAUACCCCAUAUUUCCCUAUUAAUGUGAUGUAUUGUGCCCAGAAAAAUUAGGGUACUAUUGAAGCCUUUUAAUAUUUUAAGUCCGCACAAGACCUACUAAAUUAAUUUUGUUUAAUUUUUGUUUGAAAUAAUUAAACUCUUUCAUGGCUGGCUGGGGAAUACAAUUUAUUUUAAAUUUCCAAAAAUUCUCAAUCUUAUGUCAGUUAAAUACAUUUAGAGACCCAAA
Messenger RNA from Caenorhabditis elegans, 1441 nucleotides. It is a transcript of the gene rips-1, whose product is annotated as Methyltransferase domain-containing protein. NCBI's taxonomy places the organism in Eukaryota, Metazoa, Nematoda, Chromadorea, Rhabditida, Rhabditidae. The coding region runs from base 169 to 1266 and encodes 365 amino acids. The transcript has 5 exons. The record is from RefSeq and is marked reviewed.